This is a messenger RNA of Myotis davidii, 1678 nucleotides long. It is a transcript of the gene IMPDH2, whose product is annotated as IMP (inosine 5'-monophosphate) dehydrogenase 2. The coding region runs from base 86 to 1630 and encodes 514 amino acids. Gene Ontology annotation, biological process: GTP biosynthetic process. The transcript is spliced from 14 exons. NCBI's taxonomy places the organism in Eukaryota, Metazoa, Chordata, Mammalia, Chiroptera, Vespertilionidae. Gene Ontology annotation, cellular component: cytoplasm. Gene Ontology annotation, molecular function: IMP dehydrogenase activity. The record is from RefSeq and is a predicted model, not a curated record.
CGACAGCCACGGGUGUAUAACGGCGCGGCCCUGACGCCAGCAGACUCUGCGGCGUGCUUCUCGGGCGCUCGCGCGUUCCCCCGCCAUGGCCGACUACCUGAUCAGCGGGGGCACGUCCUACGUGCCUGACGACGGGCUCACGGCGCAGCAGCUGUUCAACUGCGGGGACGGCCUCACCUACAAUGACUUUCUCAUUCUCCCCGGAUACAUCGACUUCACUGCAGACCAGGUGGACCUGACCUCUGCUCUGACCAAAAAGAUCACCCUGAAGACCCCCCUGGUGUCCUCCCCCAUGGACACGGUCACGGAAGCGGGGAUGGCCAUCGCAAUGGCGCUGACAGGUGGCAUUGGCUUCAUCCACCACAACUGCACACCUGAAUUCCAGGCCAACGAAGUCCGGAAAGUGAAGAAAUACGAGCAGGGCUUCAUCACAGACCCCGUGGUGCUCAGCCCCAAGGACCGAGUGCGGGAUGUGUUUGAAGCCAAGGCCCGCCAUGGCUUCUGCGGCAUCCCCAUCACCGACACGGGCCGGAUGGGCAGCCGCCUGGUGGGCAUCAUCUCCUCGCGGGACAUUGACUUUCUCAAGGAGGAGGAGCACGACCGGUUUUUGGAAGAGAUCAUGACGAAGAGGGAGGACCUGGUGGUCGCCCCGGCCGGCAUCACACUGAAGGAGGCAAACGAAAUCCUGCAGCGCAGCAAGAAGGGGAAGCUGCCCAUCGUGAAUGAAGAUGACGAGCUGGUGGCCAUCAUUGCCCGGACAGACUUGAAGAAGAACCGCGACUACCCACUCGCCUCCAAAGACGCCAAGAAGCAGCUGCUGUGUGGGGCGGCCAUUGGCACCCAUGAAGACGACAAGUACCGGCUGGACUUGCUGGCCCAGGCCGGCGUGGACGUGGUCGUGUUGGACUCCUCUCAGGGGAACUCCAUCUUCCAGAUGAACAUGAUCAAGUACAUCAAAGAGAAAUACGCGAGCCUCCAGGUCAUCGGAGGCAAUGUGGUCACCGCGGCUCAGGCCAAGAACCUCAUCGAUGCGGGUGUGGACGCCCUGCGGGUGGGCAUGGGCAGUGGCUCCAUCUGCAUCACCCAGGAAGUGCUGGCCUGUGGUCGGCCCCAAGCCACGGCAGUGUACAAGGUGUCCGAGUACGCGCGGCGCUUUGGCGUUCCCGUCAUCGCUGAUGGAGGAAUCCAAAAUGUGGGCCACAUCGCCAAAGCCUUGGCCCUCGGGGCCUCCACAGUGAUGAUGGGCUCCCUCCUGGCCGCUACCACUGAGGCCCCUGGUGAGUACUUCUUCUCCGAUGGGAUCCGGCUGAAGAAGUACCGCGGUAUGGGCUCUCUCGACGCCAUGGACAAGCAUCUCAGCAGCCAGAACCGCUAUUUCAGUGAAGCUGACAAAAUCAAGGUGGCCCAGGGGGUGUCUGGGGCGGUGCAGGACAAAGGGUCCAUCCACAAGUUUGUCCCCUACCUGAUCGCCGGGAUCCAACACUCCUGCCAGGACAUUGGUGCCAAGAGUUUGACCCAAGUCAGAGCCAUGAUGUACUCUGGGGAGCUCAAGUUCGAGAAGAGAACGUCCUCCGCUCAGGUGGAAGGUGGCGUGCACAGCCUCCAUUCGUAUGAGAAGCGGCUUUUCUGAAAAGGGAUUCCAGCAUGGUUCCUUGGUUUUUCAAUAAAAAAUUGAAAA